This is a messenger RNA of Salvia hispanica, 375 nucleotides long. The record is from RefSeq and is a predicted model, not a curated record. NCBI's taxonomy places the organism in Eukaryota, Viridiplantae, Streptophyta, Magnoliopsida, Lamiales, Lamiaceae.
AUGGAAGUCGCCUUCGACACCGAACGAGAUUUGGAGUUUUCUGGGUUUGGCAAGAUACUACCGAAGGUGGAAUUGACCACCGCACCAGUUUUAGCAGUACCGGAGCCUGGAGUGAACUACGUAGUCUACACCGACGCUUCGAAGGUUGGACUUGGAUACGUGUUGAUGCAAAACAACAAAGUGAUCGCCUACGCGUCACGACAAUUGAGGCCGCACGAGUUGAACUAUCCAACCCACGACUUGGAGUUAGCAGCAGUAGUACAUGCCCUAAAGAUUUGGAGGCAUCAUCUCUACAGAGUUAUAUCUGAAAUCUUUAUAGACCACAAGUGCCUGAAAUACUUUUUCGAGCAGAAAGAUUUGAACAUGCGACAAUGA